UAGCACGUACGGGACGUCGGAGGGGAAAAUCAGCUGGAAUCCGCGGAAAUUAUCAACCGGACUGUUUUGGUUUUCUUCGCUAGCUGUCCAUCUGCUAACCUCCGUUUCUUACGCCCCCCCCAUUCGCUGUCGAAACGCCACGGUGGCGAUGUCGGAAUCUUACGAUUUCCUGUUUAAAUUCCUGGUGAUUGGGAAUGCCGGGACAGGCAAAUCCUGCCUGCUGCACCAGUUCAUAGAAAAGAGAUUUAAGGAUGAAUCAAACCACACAAUUGGAGUAGAAUUUGGCUCCAAGAUCAUCAGUGUGGUCAACAAAACGGUGAAACUGCAGAUUUGGGACACUGCAGGACAAGAAAGGUUCAGGUCUGUGACCAGAAGUUACUACAGGGGAGCAGCAGGAGCCCUGCUGGUCUAUGACAUCACCAGUCGAGAGACGUACAACGCUCUGACCACGUGGCUGAGUGAUGCCAGGAUGUUGGCUAGUCAGAACAUCGUCAUCAUCCUCUGUGGGAAUAAGAAGGACCUGGAUGCAGACAGAGAGGUCACGUUCCUGGAGGCUUCACGUUUCGCUCAGGAGAACGAGCUGAUGUUCCUGGAGACCAGCGCCCUAACGGGGGAGAACGUGGAGGAGGCUUUUGUCCAGUGUGCUCGGAAAAUCCUCAACAAGAUAGAGUCAGGAGAGCUGGAUCCGGAGAGGAUGGGUUCAGGCAUCCAAUACGGCGACGCGGCGCUACGACAGCUGCGUUCCCCCCGUCGCGCUCAGCCGCAGGGCACCCAGGAGUGUGGCUGCUAGUGGAGGUGCCCUGUGGCACAAACAAAAGACAGGUGUGUGAAGACCAGGAGAGGAUCGCCAUGUGUUUGAUUCAGCUUGUCACGCCGGUGACUCCUGCCUGACCUUUGACCUCCAACUUCUGCACGGAUCCUCCGGAAAACCUUGAACCCCUCCAGACGCCGUUGGAACUUCAGACCCUUUGUUGUCAUGGCUGCACCUAGCGAAUGCUGAAAAUACUUCAAGCCACACUCCCACUCAGAAUGACGAUCAUCUCCACGGUAACCAGAGACAGCCCCACCUCUAACAACCUGCUCCAACCCUCUGAUAAGACUCUACAUUACACACAUCUCACCUAAAAUCCAGCAAAGGGACUAAUGUUAUUGUAAGACAUUGAUUCACUUGGUUUGGUGUCAUUUGAAAAGUCAGGCACAGAUGUUGGUCAUUCUUCUUCUAUUCGCCCUGUCUUCGUGCUGAGGCAGACCAAUCGCCAAACAGACUUUUUCCAUUGAACACAUUUCCUAUAACCACGUACCUUUUUACCAAGUACUACUACAAAAUUUGUAUCUGCAUUAACUACAUGCGCUCUUGUUCUAAACACACAUCAGCUAAGUACUCCUGCAUUUUAGACCCCGUGUACAUGUUUCACAUCCCUCCUCCCCGCCUCAUUACGCAGCUUGACCUUUUCUAAAACCCUGCUGCAGCAUCGUGCACAUUGUAAAAUGUUUCUGUAUAUAGAGACUGACGCAUGUUUUCUCAAACAGAAUAUCAUCAUGAAGAAAUAAUUAUAUAUAUAUAUAUACAUAUAUAUAUAUACAUUAAUACAUAUAUUAAGAUUGAUAUUAUCAUAUCCACCACCUGUUUCAUGCUCUACUGUAUUAUUACCAUGUUUAUAUACAACACACUGGCAACUUGUAAUGGGACAUGGUGAGAUGGAUAAAAGUAUGAACUGUUGUAGUGAAAGUUUUGUUAUUGUUCAGUCAGUGAAAACCGAGGUGACCCGAAACAGACGUUUAGUUCUGUUAAAUUAUUUAAAUGAUACUCAUAAUGCAGCAUCCAGUGAACCUGAGGAAUUCCUGUUAUUCCUAAUACAUGUUUCCUGUUUCCAGUCGUGAGAUUCUACUCACCGCAGUAAAAGCUUUCAAAUUUGAUGAACGCUAUGAGAAUCUAUCUGAACUUGACUUUCUUGUUUCUGUUUCGAGUGGUGUAUUUAUGGAUUAGAGCAACCUUUAAUACCAGAAAUGUGUUCAACUUGUAAUAUCAAUUAACGACGGCUUUGAUUGAAGAAACCUCCCCACAGAUCUGCUAGAAUGUUUCAUCUGAAGGUCUUCAGGUUGCUGUCUUGUGUUAUUGUCAUCAGGUUUAUAUUUAUGUACGUCUGUUCUUCUCUUGUCAUAUUGACUAUCAUAAACUUUUAAUUUAUUGUGUAUGAUAAAAAGCAUAUGUUUUUAAAAUAAAAACUAUGACUCCUG
Messenger RNA from Betta splendens (Siamese fighting fish), 2238 nucleotides. It is a transcript of the gene rab4a, whose product is annotated as RAB4a, member RAS oncogene family. Gene Ontology annotation, cellular component: endosome. The record is from RefSeq and is a predicted model, not a curated record. Gene Ontology annotation, molecular function: GTPase activity; GTP binding. The transcript has 8 exons. Gene Ontology annotation, biological process: Rab protein signal transduction; regulation of endocytosis. NCBI's taxonomy places the organism in Eukaryota, Metazoa, Chordata, Actinopteri, Anabantiformes, Osphronemidae. Bases 149 to 790 code for a protein of 213 amino acids.